Messenger RNA from Porites lobata, 1979 nucleotides. NCBI's taxonomy places the organism in Eukaryota, Metazoa, Cnidaria, Anthozoa, Scleractinia, Poritidae. The record is from the annotation of a GenBank genome assembly.
UUAAAUGAAAAAAUUCACUAUUCAUUCGAUUACGCGCCACAGGUCCACAUGCCCUGCAACCCAAUGCAACCUGGGCCGAUUUACUUCAAAACCCCGCAAAAGUGUGGAAUAUUUGGAGUUAUCAGGCCCAGCCAGGGGGGUAGUGGGAUACCAAUAUACCUGCUAUUUCGCCCCCAAGAUACCAACAUACCUCAAAAUCGUAAAAUGUGUGAUACCAAAUACCUAAAAUUAUUUUGAAACAGAAUACUAAAUACCUGAAAAUGAACAAGUCAGAUCUUAAUAAAAGAGAAACUCCUGGUUCACUGUCCUCUUCCGCUCCCUUUGCGGUUGGCCAGCGUCCAUGGUGAUCGAAUCCUUGUCACCUUGUCCAUCAACGCUCUCUGCGAAAGGUUCUUCAUCAGCUUCAUUGGGAGAGGUGGUGUCAGUGGAUCCGUUCACCAAGGCCAGGAGCAGAUAAUACUCCCCUUCAUCUAUUUCAACAGUUUCAUUGUCAACGACUGUAAUGCUGCUUACAACCCCCUUUAUGCCCUCUUUUGAGAUGACAUGCUCUUCUCCCGAAGUAGUGAAUAGGAGAGGAUCAACAACAUCUUGGGUGUAGCAGAGAGUUGUUACGUAACGAGCACUGUCAUAGUCAUCAACCACAUCCUCUAACAGUUUUGUAAUAUACAGUGGGCUGUUCAGAGCAGAAUGCGGUUUGUAUAUUCGGGAAACUGCAACAUAUGUAGACUGGGCGAUGACAAUGUUACGUGCUGUGCUGGUAUCUUGGUGUUGAACGGGGAUGUCUUCAUUGAGAAGCACGUCAAACUCAACUGAAUGUUGCUUCGGGGGUGCAGACUCGUGGAGGUUCAAUGGUAGGGUGCCUGGCUUGUCUUUUGUUGAAAAGUUCCUUGUGGUAUUCUGCCCGACACUCUUACUGUAUUGCUGUACCCACUGACAGAUCUCAUCCAAUUGCUUCUUGGAUAAGCAACCAGACAAAGGCUUCGGUAAUUUUGCAAGGUCACAGAAGUUUAUAUCAACAUCACCUAAAGUAGGCUGAGGGUAGUACGAGGCCACUGGAUUUGUAAAGUACCUGUAGCUCGUACCUUUGACACGUUUUAAUAAUUCGUUAAUACAUCAGGGAAAGCACAAGCAAAAGUCGAGCAUCAUGGGAGUGUCCGUAUUACCCCCUCUCAUACUGGAAGGGAAGUUAAAAGGCUUACAAUGUUUAAGUGUUGAAUGAAGUUUGGAUUGAUCUGAGUUCCAUCACCUUUGUCCUCAGUCUAGUGAGGCCUUCCAGUAUCAUCUUCACGGAGUUCAGUGUAGUAGCAGAUAGUGUUCCGUCUGGUCCUUCGGUCUGGGAAGUUGAGCCCUUGAUACCCUGAACUUUCAACGAGCUUAGUGUGCCCUGGGUACGAGAUUGCGAAUCGGGAGGUGGUGUGAGUGGGGGUGGUGGUGGGAGACUGGGAUAGGAAGCCAAACAGUAACAAUUUCGAGCAUCCGAACUAUUUCUAGUGAGCAUUAGAACCAUAAUAAAACUAAGAAAUGAAUUAUACAUUUCUCAGUGAUUUCUGUGCCAUAUACCGAAUACCUAGAUUUCAGGAAAAACUGAAUACUUUAUACCCGAAUUUUGACCAAAAAAUACCAUAUACCUGAAUUGAAAUAGCCCAGGAUACCGUAUACCCAAAACCCCUGGCCGGGCCUGAGUUAUGUGUGAAGGAGUACCUAGCCAAGUGAACUUUCUUAUUGACGAAGCUGUUUCUACUGGAAAGGGAGAAAACGCAACUAUCAGUUCUAUACAUUAUUAUUUUGAACAUCAUGGACUCCAGGAAACUGAUGUCUAUCUUAACGCGGAUAAUUGCACAGGGCAGAACAAAAACAACAACUUCCUCUGGUAUUUAGCGUGGAGGACUUUGAUGAAACUUCAUCAUUCAAUUACUUACUCAUUCCUGAUAGCAGGAAAUACAAAGUUUGCGCCGGAUCACUGUUUUGGCCUCAUCAAG